GCUCUAGCUUCUCGCACUUGCUAGCCAACGCGACUUGCGGACGUUUUCAGGGCCAUGGUCGUGCCUUUGCAAGCUGCAACCGAUCCCAAGACGGAGUUGAAUAUUUUUUCCCAACGCUAUUGCCAGCGGCCAAUGACGCAAGCGGAUAUCUCGUACAGGACGAGAAAGUUUGGCAAUCAGUACCAAAGCAUUGUGAAGCUGGAUUGCAUUCAGGGCCAAGAAUAUGCGGGGCAGCUAUGCGUGAAGCAGAAAGAAGCGGAAAAGUCUGCCGCCAAGCAGGCAGUGAUGGCUAUGGCAAAUUUGCAUCCUCCCACCUCUAAGGACCCAAAGAAGAAGACGAAGAGGCUGUCGCCAAAUGGGCUUGCUGCGAAGAAGGCUAAGCAAGCAAAGGACUUGUUUUCUGCAAGUUCCAGAAGAAUUUCCUGCAGCGCUUGGCCGGCGCUGUUGUCCGCGCCGGCGCCGGUGCCAGGUCGCAGGCGAAAGCCGCCGCGUCUUCGGCGGCUUCGGCGCCCUGCUGCACGCCACACCGCGGCGCGCCGCAGUGCCCGAGGGCGUCCAGAAACUUCCACAGCGAGAUCCAAAGACACCAGCUUGCAAGAACGUGAUUCGCAAGGCGCUCGGAAGAAGAUGUGGCAGGGGAGCGGGGGGGUACCCGUAGGCAGCGGCACCUGCCACAGAUCCGCUCUGACGGAUCGGCGGUGUGUUUUUGGAAGCCGCAGGUUGGGAUUGGUCCGAAAUACGACCAAAAAACGAAUUUACAUGUUGAACUCCUGAUUCGGUUCUUGGUAGCAGCAAGUUCCGAGUCAAGUGGAUCC
Messenger RNA from Effrenium voratum, 815 nucleotides. The record is from the annotation of a GenBank genome assembly. NCBI's taxonomy places the organism in Eukaryota, Dinophyceae, Suessiales, Symbiodiniaceae.